AUGGGAGCGGCAUACGGGACGGCGAAAAGCGGUGUUGGUGUGGCGUCGAUGGGAGUGAUGAGGUCGGAGUUGGUGAUGAAGUUGAUUAUGGCGGUGGUUAUGGUUGGAGUGUUAGGUAUUUACGGGUUGAUUAUUGUUGUGAUUAUCAGUACCAAGAGUAACCCAAAGGCCAAAUCUUAUUAUCUCUUUGCUGGAUAUACUCAUCUUUGCUCUGGUCUUGCUUGUGGCCUUGCUAGUCAUUCUACUGGUAUGGCUAUCGAAAUUGUUGGUGAUGCUGGUGUUAGGUAA
Molecule: messenger RNA, 288 nt
Organism: Lactuca virosa
Lineage: Eukaryota; Viridiplantae; Streptophyta; Magnoliopsida; Asterales; Asteraceae
Source: the annotation of a GenBank genome assembly